This is a messenger RNA of Paramecium octaurelia, 2019 nucleotides long. Lineage: Eukaryota; Ciliophora; Oligohymenophorea; Peniculida; Parameciidae. The record is from the annotation of a GenBank genome assembly.
AUGAAUUUCAGGUAAGAAUGUAGGUGCUUAUUUGUAGUGCUCAAUUUUGGAGUCAAUUUGGUAUGCUUAUGAAGGAGAAUGGAUUCGAUCGACAUUUUGAAACUCAAGACUUGUAGUUGACUACUCUGUUGGAAGACGAUUUAAUAAUUGGUGAGUUCAGAAAUCAAAAUUAGAAGCUUAUGGAAUAGUAAGAAUUAUGAAUUAUAUGUAGUAUGCAAAAGAAACAAGUGGCUGAGUUAGUCAGUUAUUUAACUGAGAUGCCAGUAGAUGAUUCAAAUUCAAAAAGAGCAUUUAGAUAUCCAUUUUAUUCAUGUGAAUUGUUGGUGUGUUGUGAGAAUCCUAAGAUUCUAGAGUAAUUUUUUGGAGAGGACAAGUAUCACCUUAUACUAUAUGAUUAGAUCUUUGUUGCAUAAAUUAUUUUAAUUUUUUGUUUCAGAUGAGGAGGUGAACCCUGUUUUGGCAGGAUAUGUAUGCAAUGUGUUAUUUAAUCUGUUAAAAAUGCGAACCGAUAUCUUUCUAGCCGAAUUCUAUUAAUAUUAGAAUUUAGCAGAUGGAUUAAUCAAACAAUUAUAAUCUCGUUCAGUUACAGAACUUGUGAUUCGCUUACUAACAAUCGAAUAAGAAACACAAGUCGAUUAUACACCUUAGAGGCUUCACUUAAUCAAAGGAGUAGUUGACAGAAUUGUUGAUUCCUAGAAUUUUGAAGUAAAUCAUUAUAAAAUUACAUUAGGUAUCCACCAAUGUAUCUCACAUCAUCCAAGAAAUCACCUUAAAAGCCUAUGUAAUAUUCAAAGCAUAACCACUCUUUGAAUUCUUAUAUGGAGAAUCGAUAGAUCAAUUCUGUUAAUCAAUUGUUCAUGAAAACAACUUCGUCUCUCUUGCUUCAGGAACUGCUUUGUAUAACCUACUCACAUUGCUUUACAAAAUGGCCACAAGACAAGGAGACCCAGCUGAAAGUGCUAUAUUCUAGGUGAAUCAGCAGGAGCUAUUCAAUAAAAUAGAAUCGCAUCUAGAAAAAUGGUUAGAGUUCUUAUAAAACUCAGAAGCACGUAUUUUUGGGUAACACAAGGUUAAAAUUCUGGAAAUCAUUGGAGUGUGCAUAAGUUUGAAUUAGGAAUCUUUUGUUACUAAGUUAAAUGAAUUGGAUAUCUUCAGAGUUUAUAAUUCAUUAUUUAUCAAAUAUGAAAAGCAUGAUAUUUUACAUCUGCAAUAUUAUAGGUUUUUAGUGCAUAUAAUAGAGUAGAAGUUGGAUAGUUUAGUUUAGAGUGUAAUAAAUCAUGAUAUAAAAUUUAGUUAUUCAAUCAAAAUGAGUUUAUCCAGUUUUUAUUGAAGUGUACUUCAGAAGUCAGCAAUGAUAAGAAUUAGAGAAAGGAGUAUUUGGGAUUCGUAACUAAAUUGGCUCAUUUUUUGGAGGAGUUUUCAUCAAAAUACCCAUUUUUGUAAUCAGAAUUGGAGAAGGAGGGUUGGAAAAAGUUUAAGGAGUAAUAUUUUGAUAAGGCUGAGAAAUUGAAUAAUCAUGAAUUAGGUGGUCAUACACGAGCUGAUAAUAACGAAGAGGUGGAUUUCAAUAAGGAGGACAUCCAAAAUAAAUAUGACGACUUUUUGAAAUCGAAUCAUGAUGAAAAGAUGUAGAAUGAAAGCAAUACUCAGAACAUAUAAAAUAUUUUUGAUGCUUUCAACAUAGGUACUAAUGAUUAAUCGAAUCCAACUGAUGGAUAAUAAUAAUAAUAGUAGGAUUGGUCGAACUUUUCCUGGGGGUAGGAGUAAAGUUAAGGAGAGGGGACAUAGCAAUAGGAUUUCUAGUCAUUUGGAGAGGGAGAGCAAAAGAAGGAUUAGGCGAUGGAAUUUGAACAAUAAACCAAAACAUCAGUAAAGCAUGACUUUGCAUAAGAGGAGAAGGAUGAUGAGUAUGUUCGAUUUUGGCAAUUUUAGGUUCAUGAGCACGAUGUAAAUUUCAUUGAAUUAUAUUAGGCUAAAUUGCACGAUGAUGCUUUGUAUGAGUUUGAGAAAAAUUAUUGA